UUUUGCGACCGCAAAGAAACGGCAGAGUUCUACAAAAUUCUGCACACAUUUAACCUGGCACAGCCCGGCGUAUUUCACGACGAAAUGAAUCGUCUGGAAUCAAAGAAACAUAGUCCUGCUCAAGUGUUUGCUCAGUUUACUUCUGCGAGUGAAAGUGAAGGCAUACCUGGUGCUAGAAUCAAUUGUAAACACGAAGGAGAGUACGCAUCUGACAACAGACGAGAGAUACAGAUCACAGAAAGUGGAGAAGUUAGUCUACCUCCUGACAAAGCUAGAGUGUCAGUUGUCUGCUCCAACGCAAAAGUAAGUGAUCAGUAUUUUACAAUGGCAACAGUGAACUGCUGUUGCAUGUACAUUUAAUAAUAGAAGUAAACUAAUACAAUGAAAUAUGCGCGACAAAGUAGGCAAAUGUAACCUGGUAACGUAAAAGCGGUGAAGGGAGGUUUGUGAUGCAUCUUAGCCAUCAACAUCUCAAAUAUGUUUAACACUUAAGAAUAAAGGUAAGCGAAUAUGUUUAUGGAAAUUACUUCCUAGUUUUUUGCCUGAUCUUUUGGCCUAGUAAAUACAGGUUAUGCAUUUUUUUGGGGGGGGGUCUGCGACUGGAGAAACAUGUGAAAUGAUCACCCCAGGCGACUGAAGGAGCUACAGUAGACACCGGCUAAUAAGAAUCUGUGGUUUAAGAACCUGCUGGCAGAAAUUUGGCACUGUAAUACCCAAAAUUUAAGAACCUGUUUAGCCAAGCAAAAUCAAGCAGGUUCGAUCUUAUGUGUGGUUAACGGGUAAAUUAAGAUAAACAUUUUAACCAAGGAGUUUGACUUCGAUAUUAGAAGAAGAUACUGCACUAAACUGCAAAUAAUAAUAGAAGUAUUAGAGACCUUUAGGGGGUGUUCACAUGACCCUGUGGCGACUUUCGCAUCAGCGCAAUUCACCCUAGCUGUUGUACCAGAGCGAGAAUUUUGCUCCGAUGUGAAACAGUAUCAUGUAAACACAAAAUGACCACCGGUUUCAGUGUGAAAUCAGUCUGCCAGUGGGCUGGAACGGGUAGCACAUGUGUAAUGUUUGCGAUUUUGAUCGCACGUGUAUUUUAUCAACAUGAAGUGUACCUUCAAAUAACUGAAAGAUGAAAUAACCCAUCAUCAUGUAAACAUGAUAUAAAAUCAAAAAGUCAUUCCUGUAUGAAACUCGUGCCCGUACGAGAUUUCUCUAAGUAUAGUGAUCACGCAUGAACCAGCGUCAUUUUGGCGAGAAAACAUGAUAACCAUUGUCAUUCUACCACGAGUCUUAGCAAGAAUAUCAUGGUGGCGGAAACAAGUUUUCUAAUGUUAGAAGUUUCAGCAUUUUGCAGUCAGGGAAGGGCUUAACCUUCUUCAAUAGAGAUAACAGUGCUAAUUUUUCUGGUGAAUCAAAAGUACAUUGAAGCUUUCCGGAGUGUCUAUUUUUGAGAUUGUUUGAAAAUCUUAAAGUCAAGUCUCCUACUCGUAGUCAUUAACUCGCCUUUGAAUCUAAAGGUCUCUAUUACUGUAAUUCUUACAAUGACAAAAGGUUAAUAAAAUAAAAAGAUUGUAAUUUCUUCUUGGACGUUGCAUAAAGGAGGUUUUCAAUGUACAGUUGUGAAUAAAUACUGUAUAUUUAAGGCCCAACCUCAAGUUUCUUUAUUUUUUCUCGUAGUAAACAACUAUAAUUCUCCUUCGUAGAAAUUAAUAACCUUAUUUAAGAACCUACUUAGCCUAAAUUGCCAAUAACUACCCCCAAAUAAAAGAACCUUUUUUGCCAGACCUUAAAAACUGCAGGUUCUUAUUAGCAGGUGUUUCAUGUGUAUUCAUGGUGAGGUCCACAUGUUCUGGUCAAAGCUGAGCUGAAAGUACCCAGUUGGAGGAGGGGUGGGGGGGGAUAACUUGGUUAGUUUUUGCUGGGCAUGUGCCACUGGCCUCUCUGAAGCCCUAACCCAUUAUAGUCUAUUCUGUGGCCAAUUAUAGACAGGCUCCAUCUUGGUCACUUCUGGGAAGAUGUAAUUUUCACGAUCCCAACUUAGUAAAUAACUGCCUGUUCGUGCAUAUAGCUUAUAAAGACAUUGAACUAGGUCAUCCUAAAGUGAAUUGACUCAUUACUAAGCUUGAUAUAGUAAAAAUCUUCCCAUUUUAAAAUCCUUUCCUACAGUAUCUGAAUUUUCUGACCUCCAAUAUCCAGGAAGUGGAUGACCCCACUCUAGUAACUCUAUUGAAAAUGCAACCCUAUGACAGGUCAGCCGUAUAGUCAAUCCAGUUGUGAAAAUGCAACCCCAUACAGCAAAGAAAUAUAUCAAUUGGCUGAGAGGGAAAAAGACUCAGCCAUUUUUGAAAGGCAAUCAAUACAAAACAAACUUGUGUCAUGUUAAAUGCACCAGUGUAGACAGGGUCUAAUUCAAUACAUGUUUUUAUGCAGGAGUCUGUCGAGGAGGUGAAAACCAGCGUGAAUCGUCGUGUGGACUAUGUGCUACAGACACUGAAAUCUUAUCACAUCAAGGAUUUUACCAUUCAUAAAUCUUUGCAAAGAGUUGAAAAGCUAUAUCAGAUGGAAGUUGAAGUUGUCGUAGAAUUUAGUGACUUUUCCAAGUGUGAACAAGUUUGUAACCUUCUGGUAGAAAAACUUGACGAGACAGUUAAAGUAUCGCAUCCUUUUUUAUAUCAUACACCAAGCAAGCUUGAUUCAUUAAGGUAUGGAUGGUUUGGACAGUAUAUAGCACUUACUUAUAUAGGCAAGUGUAAAACGAUUAAGAGUGAGUUGACACUUUGUUUUAGUCUAUUCCAGGGAUUCAGAUAUAAGUGGUUAGUGGUGCAAAAUGGAGUGUGGAGAGAAUGAAAUGGGAAAGAAAGGGAGAUGGAGAUAGGAGGGAAAGCUUGUGGGAUUUUUUUCAAAAACCAUUCCAACCACCAAUAGCCAGCUAGUAAUCUGACAUAGUUUUUGGCUUUUUGCUCUGAAAAGUUGUCAAUCAAGCAAUGGGUGAUAGACCCCACAAACUGUUAACUGGAUGCUAGUGAUUUUCAGUUAGAUCAUAGUAAUGUUGUAGUGGCUUUUUCAAAAGAAGAACAAGUCAAAACCGAAGCAAAGAAAACACACAAAACCGGAUAAGAGCAUUGUCUGAGGGUUCCUUUGUCAUGGUGGAGAUGAUGUAAGCACAUGAAGGCACAUGGCCCAGAAGUGAAAAAUGAAAACUAACUGUUUACAGCAAUAUCAUUACAAUAAUCCUGUGACAGUUUCUUUGCAUCUGUAUUCUAUGAAAUUUAUCUGCUAAAAAUUAAUGCUCCUAUGCUCAUGCAGGUUUCUUCAUAAUUGCCAGCAGCCCACUGGCUAAAAUAACUGCCUGUUUGGGGGUUCGAGCUGUCUACUUUUUGAGCAAAUUGGAUUGAGGGAGAGAUUGAAAGCAUAAAAUUGCCUGCAGCUCUCAGUUACCAAGGCGCCUACUUUUACAUCCUAGCUGUCUACUAUAAAACUUAAUGCGAACCCUGCUUAUGUGUAUCUUUGGAAGAUGUUAUGGGUUCUUAUUUUGGUUAAGUUUAAUAAUAUGAUUAUGCCAAAUACGUUUCAGAGAAAUCAUUGAGCAGAGGUCCGUAACUAGAAAGUCAUUCAGAAUUUCAGCAAUGUGAAUUGUUUUAAAAUUUCGACAACGAAUUGCUCUGAGGCAGAACAGGCCUGCAAUUUGAAAUUUCAGAUGGAGCCACCUUAAGUGUCAUGGUGCUAAUCGAGAGUGUUGGGGUAUGUGGCACAUACAAUUUAAAGUUCUCUUUCUUUUAAUUAUGCUUGGUUUAUGGUUAUUGUUUUCAGGCGACAAGCAUGUGUUUGUGCUGUGAGAAAUGCAAAGAACAAAGCACUUGAAGUUGUUCAAAUGUUUAACCAGUCCUUGGGACCUCCUAUUUUAAUACGAGAAGAACAUCAUGAUGAAUCUGUCGGGACAAGCACAGAACAUGCGGAUAAGACAGAGGAUCAACUAACUUUUCAGCAGAAGGUUGCUGCAGGAACAGUAACAGUUAAUGUCAGGAUCUUUGUUAUAUUUGAGAUCAAAGAGAAAGCAAAAGCUCAUAAACGAAAGUAGACUUAUUGUUUUAUUAGCACAAC
Porites evermanni is the source of this 4092-nucleotide messenger RNA. The record is from the annotation of a GenBank genome assembly. Lineage: Eukaryota; Metazoa; Cnidaria; Anthozoa; Scleractinia; Poritidae.